Messenger RNA from Leptosia nina, 3711 nucleotides. The record is from the annotation of a GenBank genome assembly. NCBI's taxonomy places the organism in Eukaryota, Metazoa, Arthropoda, Insecta, Lepidoptera, Pieridae.
AUGGUGUUGGGCUAUGGGUGUGGGCGGCGCGCGCUGCAACUGGCGGCGCUGGCUGCUUGCAUCGUGGUGGGUGCGCUGGCGCCAGAGCGGCUGGAGCCAUGUUCUGGAAGCCCCCUGUGUUCCUGCCGAGCGGCCCACAUGUCCUGCACCGCUGUACCCUUGCACAGGUUUCCAGAAUGGCCGCGAAUAGAACUGCACCAUCUAGAUAUAAGUAUGUCAAAUUUAGAGAUCAUAACUGAGAGUGCAUUGGACGGAUUGCAUUUACAGACUUUAGUUUUAGUCGCAAAUAAGCUGCAUUACAUCGAAACGCACGCGUUGAGUUCUAUGGCAAGUUCCUUGGCCUCUUUAGACCUUGGAUACAACGAAUUUACAGAAAUACCAGAGCUAGGCUUAAACGAUUUGAGGGUAUUAAAUUGGUUAAAUUUACAAAACAAUUUAAUUACACGUGUCGAACCAGAAAUAAGAUGGCACUAUUUAGAAGAUACCCUAACUAGUUUAUCAUUAAGCAACAAUCAAAUAUCGCAUUUGAAAUCUGAUGCUUUAUCUUCCCUCGGUCACCUGUUGCAGCUAGAUUUGGAAGGCAAUUACUUACGUAGUAUCAGUUAUGACUCCUUACCUCCAUCCCUUACCGUUCUAAAGUUAUCUAAUAACUUCUUACACGACCUCCCCUGUGAUCUAAUCUUUAAUCUCCCUAGAAUACAAAUAGUACACGCGAGACAUAAUCUCGUUAGCUUUCAUACGAAUGACACAUGCUCACAUAAUAAGUCAAAGAGAUUGGAAAAAUUAGAUCUAAGCAAUAAUAAACUGAACGCGGACGUAGAAAUCCUACUAUUCCGAGAGGUUCAAAUAAGACAAAUUAUUUUAGACCUAAACGAUCUGGUCACGAUCCCGAAGUCGUUAUACACGAACAAUCGAAUAGAACGCCUGUCAAUAUCGUACAACAAACUGACGUCAGUGGCGCGCGAUGUAUUUAUAUCGUUAAAGAACUCGCUCGAACAUUUAGAAAUAGAACACAACAAAUUGUCCUAUUUGCCGGAGAGUCUAGUGCAGGUUUUGCGCUUACGACAUUUAUCUUUAGCUUACAAUGAAUUAGAGGAACCGCCUCCUCUGCCCAGCCGUAUACAAACGCUCUCGCUAGCCGGAAACUUCCUAACUUCUGUGCCCUCUACGCUCCAAGCGCUCGAGCCGGGGUCCAUUCGUUAUCUUGACCUUAGCUACAAUAAGAUAUCUAAUUUGCUGCCAAAUGAAUUCCGAGAAUGGUCGACUUCCUUGGGGACUAUAAACUUGAAGGGUAAUAGGAUUGCGCAGAUAAAUAAUAAUGUGUUUCCGGUGAGCUUACCGGUCAAAGAAAUCAAUUUGAGUUUUAACGAUUUAUAUUACGUGCAUCCACAGGCGUUUUCUAAUUUAACUGGCUCUCUGCACGUUCUCGAAUCGUCUUCGACGCUCUUUAGUGGUUAUUUUCCGAUGGAAAUUGACGACGGAUUUGAAAAUCUCAAUUGGCUCUCGUUCGACAAUAACGAUUUUCAUAUUCUUAAAAUAACCGAGCUUGCGGCCUACCCGUAUCUGAAAUACUUAAAUUUGGAUUAUAAUAGAAUUGUAGAAAUAGCUGUAGAUGAACAUUCUAGUAAUGUGUCGUUGCCCCUCACUAAUAUACGAUUGUCGUAUAAUUUUUUAAGUUAUAUUAACAGGUAUUCUUUUAGCCAAAGCCCCGAACUGGCGAACUUGGAUUUAUCUUUUAACAGAAUCGGCAACUUGACAAAGUAUACCUUUUCAAAUCUACCAAAUUUACGGUAUUUAUCUCUCGCGAGCAACAUAAUCGACUCGAUGGAAACAAAGACGUUCGCUAAUUUACCCAAACUGGAGAUACUGGAGCUUCAGCGUAACAACUUAAGUUAUUUGUAUCUGAACUCGUUACAUAACGUCUCCAACGAACACAUAACUUUUACUGUAAACGUAAGCAGAAAUAUUCUAAGAUUUAUAGAAGGAGAUGUCCCGAUUUCCAUUCAUAUUUUUGAUGGCUCCUACAAUGAUUUUUACGAAGUGCCAACAAAUUUUUUUAUCGCUGUAGAAUUUACAAUAAGACAAGUUAUACUGUCGCAUAACAAGAUAGCUCAUAUAGUAAAUGAAGCGUUCGGUCAAUCCACGUUUUUAGAAAUAUUGGACUUACAUAAAAAUAGUAUUAGUGUUAUAAAGCGAAAAUCAUUCUCCGAUUUAGUCUCCCUACAAAUACUGGAUCUGUCUUUUAACGCAAUAUCACAGUUAUCUGUCGAGCAAUUUUAUAAUCUGCGAAAAUUACGAUAUUUAAAAAUGGACCACAACAACCUAAGACUCCUACCAAGAGACGUAUUCAAGAACACAAUAAUAGAACACUUAGACUUAGGCUUCAAUGAGAUAUCUUUGUUUCCGGUCACAGCACUCUCUCAGAUCGGGUUCACGUUGAGACACCUCGAUUUUUCCGGUAAUCGAAUAGAAUAUUUGGACGGAAACAUAUUUCGGAACACACAGUUUCUAUCGAGCCUCAGCUUAGGAGGCAAUCUCCUAACGGUCCUAUCAGAUAACACGUUUUCCAGUCUCGGUGGCUUACGUCGUUUAGACUUAAGUUUCAACUCUAUAAAGGCAAACUUUAAGGAGCUGUUUCACAACCUUCCCAACUUAAGGCAUUUGAAUCUUGCAAACAUAAGUUUAAAGUCAGUGCCUUAUUUACCUCUAACGAACUUAACGAGUCUCAAUUUGACUUCUAAUUACAUUAACAGUUUUAAAGAGACUGAUGUCAAGCGAUUAGUGAACCUGCGACACUUAGACCUUAGCCACAACAGACUUACCUCUCUAGUGCCAAAGAUGUGGAUCCACAUGAAAAACUUAAAGAUAUUAGAUAUAUCGUUCAAUCCCGUAGUGAGGAUAACGCCAAACAGUUUCAAGGGCUUGAAUAAUUUAUCUCACUUAAACCUCAACGGUCUGAAGUACAUUGAUAUUAUUGACCCAGACUCCUUCCGUCCUUUAACGUCUCUGCGAUCCUUGCACCUCCAGACUUGGUCCGCAAUAAAUCAUGCAACUUUCCGCCUCGCGAACAUAACUUCUUCGCUCCCUUCGCUGUAUAAAUUAGUUAUACAUUGGAAAGAUAAAACAAUGAACGAGCAGCUGCAUGGAAUCGAUGCGAAAAAGAUACGAUACUUGGAAAUCAGAGGCAUCAAUUUGGAGAGGAUUUAUGAUGACGCCUUCCAGCCCUUUGCGGGCAGCCAGGAGAUAUUUAUCAAAAUAACGGAAACGUCACUGUCGAAGCUCCCUUCAGCAUUUAUGAAGCACCUCGGGCAAAUUCCUCAGCUAGGCAUCGACAUCAGUUACAAUCAAAUCGCAAGACUUAAUCCGGCUAUCUUCUACCCGAAUUUUACGAGCUGGAGUCACGUAGCGACAAAAUUGCUUUCAGGUGGUUUGAUUCUCACCGGGAACCCAUUACGUUGCGAAUGCGGCCUCGCUUGGCUCGGGGCGUGGCUGAGAAGGUGGUUGCAAGAGAAUGAAGCCGGGGCUGAACUGCGAAGAGCCGUUCACAGUGCGACCUGCACUGACCAGGCGGGGAGACAGGUACCGUUAUUGCAACUACGUGCAGACGAAGCAGAGUGCCACGCUAGUGCACUAUCGAGCGACGCUCAACCAAACUUCACUAGUCUCAUUUACAAGAUAACCUUUAGUCUAUGGAUCCUGAUUCUUAGGUGA